GUGACAUUAUGAAUUUCGUUCCAUUUGGGGAACUGUGAGAUCUAUAGCCUUUUAUUCGUAUAUCUCAGUUUUUCUAAUUAGUAAUUGCUAGUGGUAUCCUUGUUUCACACAAUGUAUGUUCAAAAUGUUUAUUUUUUUCCUAUUACAAUCUGUUUGACAGUAUUUGCCAGACACACGUAAAAAUAAUAAAAUUACGUACAAAAAUAUCUAUUUUCCAGAUAAAAAUUAUUUGUUGUAAUAAUGGAAAACAUUUCAGGAAGUGUGAAAUUAUUGAGAUAAUUAUAUGAACUAUUUAACGAGUGAUGACGUUGAAUUGGGACUAUGUAACCUUAAAAGUGUUAAAAGAAACAAACUUUGCUUUCUCAUUGUUUGAUAAUCAUCGUUAUCUGGCCAGAAUAGUGCGUUGAUAUGUCACAUUUUGGAGAUUUUAUGGACGGUGUGCCCGUUAAAAUAUCUGAGAAGUAUAAAAGGCCACUUAGAUUUGAUUUACCUUAUACAGUAAACGAAUGUCCAAUUAGAGCUCAGGCUGUCGUCGACAGCGCUAAUUAUUCGUGUGCGUUUGAAAGAAACGUCCUUGCCAAACUUAAGGAGCUUAGAAAUGCGAAGGAAACGAAAAAGAAUGAAAGGCGGCAUCGUCUCCAGCUGCUGCAAGAGGCGGAACAGAAAAGGCUGGACGCGAUAGCUGCCGCCGAAGACGAGGAGCGGCUUAAACAGCUGAGUGUGUCAGAGGUAUCAUACCCAAGUACUGACGAAAUUAGCCCAUUGUCUCCUGAUGAGAAAGCCGAUAAAAACUGUGAUAACAUUGCUAAAGUAGAUAAACCCUUAGAGCAUACUAAUGUGUCAACUACUGUUAACUAUCCAACAACUAGUGCUGCUACUGAGUCUCAACUUAAUAUACUGCAGCCCAUACAGGUGAAGACACAUCUACAGGAGAACAGCCUACUGGAUGAUCCUGAUCCUCUACAGAAUUUAAAGUUAAAUACAAUGAUUACUAAAAUACCCCAUAACCCUAACAUAGACACACUAACAUUUAGAGAUUUUGAGAAUGAUACUUCAAGUCCCUUUGAUAAUGUGGAGCUGAAGACUAUAAAUGAUAUGGAGCUGCUGGCACAGGUGCUGCAAAGUCAGAAAGAUUCUACAACAAGUUGCCAGCCUCAGCCAAGUUAUGCUCCAGAAAAUAGCUAUGUCAUUCCUAAUUGUGCCUCCCAGCCACAUAUGGAGGGGGUCACAUAUUUACCAGCACAAUAUUUAGAUCAACCCCUCCAAAAUUCAAAUAUGAUGUAUGGAUCUCCACAACAUUAUCCAAUCACUAAUGGGUAUUAUAUACCCACAGAUAAUGAAGCUGCUAAUAUGUACAUGCAAAACUAUCAAUACUAUGUCCCUCCUAAUCCAUACACUCCCGUAGAACCAUACUAUGGAAGUCAGAUGCCAACAACAUCAGCAGAUAUUGGUCAUGUGCCAAAUGGUUCAUACAUUCCACAGCCUUAUUACUAUCACCAGUAUCCUCAAGUUCCUGUGGCAUAUGCACCUGGGAAUGCACCAGAGGCUUACCAAGUUGUGAUGCAAAAUGAGAGCUCAGAUCAAACUACAGUAGUUGCAGGUCCACAAGCUGCAGUGAAAUCUAGGUCUAGAAGUGUGCCCGACAUUGUUAGAGAACUAAAUGAAGAACUGGCUAAACUACGGAUGAGUGAGAGAUCAUACAAUGCCAGCCCGGCUCCUAAAAACCAAUCUCCACAGGCAUCCACUCCCGCUACAAGUAGUGAAAGUAAGGAGGAGAAGAGGACUAGGAAAAGAACGGAGAACCUGCCAAAUCCAUUUGAGAAGUUGUCACCAAGGUUGCAGGACAUGUGUAGGAAGAUUCAUGGAAUGGGUUUUCCUCUUGACAGGGUAGCUAGGGUGUGUACCCUUGUAGGUGAUAAUGACAAAAAAGUGAUCGAAGGUCUAUUAAUACUCGGUGACUUGAUGGACCUUGGCUUCCCAGAAGGCAGGGUGUCUGCAGCGUUAGCUAAGCACGAAUUUAACAGGGACAAAGCUUUGGAUGACCUGGUACCGUAACAGAGUAAGGACCCCGAAUAUUUGUAAGAGGACUACAGAG
This is a messenger RNA of Spodoptera exigua (beet armyworm), 2095 nucleotides long. The record is from the annotation of a GenBank genome assembly. Lineage: Eukaryota; Metazoa; Arthropoda; Insecta; Lepidoptera; Noctuidae.